CGUUACGGCGCCAGUCACCCGAUCAAACCUCCCCACGUCCGUCCGUUCUACAGAUAUACCGCCAUCGGGCUCGGCGCCAGCAUGUGGUUUUUCAUCUUCUACCGAGCAAAGCAGGACCUCCCGGUGCUGCUGCACUGGAGACACCCUUGGGAACAC
Eremomyces bilateralis CBS 781.70 is the source of this 156-nucleotide messenger RNA. RefSeq lists its product as uncharacterized. The record is from RefSeq and is a predicted model, not a curated record. The annotation marks the transcript as partial. The transcript is spliced from 2 exons. Gene Ontology annotation, cellular component: mitochondrial inner membrane. NCBI's taxonomy places the organism in Eukaryota, Fungi, Ascomycota, Dothideomycetes, Eremomycetales, Eremomycetaceae.